AUGGCAGCCUCCAGCCUGGACUUCGGGGAGGUGGAAACUUUUCUGGAUAGGCAUCCAGAGUUGUUGGAAGACUAUUUGAUGCGGAAAGGGAAGCAGGAGCUGGUGGACAAGUGGCUACAAAGGCACAGUCCGGGAGAGGGGGCUUCAGGCCUGAAGCCUGCCCUGGCUGGCACUGGCAGCUUGGCUCAGGGUAGUGGCAGAGGCAGCACUGGGAAUGCUGGUGUUGCUGGACCACAGGGCUCUGCUAACAGCCAUCCCAUGCCCAGUGGUGGGGAAAGUGCUGGGGUUCCCCUGAGCCCCAGCUGGGCCAGUGGCAGCCGGGGCGAUGGGAACCUGCAGCGGAAAGCUUCGCAGAAAGAGCUGCGGAAGAGCUUUGCCCGCUCCAAAGCCAUUCAUGUGAACAGGACCUACGAUGAACAGGUGACCUCCCGGGCCCAGGAGCCCAUGAGCAGUGUCCGGCGGAGAGCCCUGCUCAGGAAGGCCAGCUCUCUGCCACCCACCACAGCCCACAUUCUCAGCGCCCUGCUGGAAUCGAGGGUGAAUCUGCCUCAGUACCCCCCUACGGCCAUCGACUACAAAUGCCACCUCAAAAAGCAUAACGAACGCCAGUUUUUUCUGGAACUGGUGAAGGACAUUUCCAAUGACCUUGACCUCACCAGCCUAAGCUACAAGAUCCUCAUCUUUGUCUGUCUCAUGGUGGACGCUGACCGUUGCUCUCUCUUCUUAGUGGAGGGGGCAGCUGCUGGCAAGAAGAGUUUGGUCUCCAAAUUUUUUGAUGUGCACGCAGGAACCCCACUCCUCCCAUGCAGCAGCACAGAGAACUCAAACGAGGUGCAGGUCCCCUGGGGCAAAGGCAUCAUUGGCUAUGUCGGGGAGCACGGAGAGACAGUCAACAUUCCUGAUGCCUAUCAGGACCGAAGAUUCAAUGACGAGAUCGACAAGCUCACUGGGUACAAGACAAAAUCGCUCCUGUGCAUGCCAAUCCGGAGCAGCGAUGGAGAGAUCAUCGGUGUGGCCCAAGCAAUAAAUAAGAUUCCUGAGGGUGCUCCAUUUACGGACGAUGACGAAAAAGUUAUGCAGAUGUACCUUCCCUUCUGUGGAAUCGCCAUAUCUAAUGCUCAGCUCUUUGCUGCCUCGAGGAAAGAAUACGAAAGAAGCAGGGCUUUGCUAGAGGUAGUCAACGACCUCUUCGAAGAACAGACUGACCUGGAGAAGAUCGUCAAGAAAAUAAUGCACCGGGCCCAAACCCUGUUGAAAUGUGAACGCUGUUCGGUUUUACUUCUAGAAGACAUUGAAUCGCCAGUGGUGAAGUUUACCAAAUCCUUUGAACUGAUGUCCCCAAAGUGCAGCGCCGAUGCUGAGAACAGUUUCAAAGAAAGCAUGGAGAAGUCGUCUUACUCCGACUGGCUGAUAAACAACAGCAUCGCCGAGCUGGUUGCUUCGACAGGCCUUCCUGUGAACGUCAGCGACGCGUACCAGGACCCGCGCUUUGACGCUGAGGCUGACCAGAUAUCUGGUUUUCACAUAAGAUCUGUUCUCUGUGUCCCUAUCUGGAACAGCAACCACCAAAUAAUUGGGGUCGCUCAAGUGCUGAACAGACUCGAUGGGAAACCUUUUGAUGAUGCAGACCAGCGGCUUUUUGAGGCUUUUGUCAUCUUUUGUGGCCUUGGUAUCAACAACACAAUUAUGUACGAUCAAGUGAAGAAGUCCUGGGCCAAGCAGUCUGUGGCUCUUGAUGUGCUGUCGUACCACGCCACGUGUUCCAAGGCCGAAGUCGACAAGUUUAAGGCAGCCAAUAUCCCUCUGGUGUCAGAGCUGGCCAUCGACGACAUUCAUUUUGAUGACUUUUCCCUUGACGUUGACGCCAUGAUCACAGCUGCCCUCCGGAUGUUCAUGGAGCUGGGCAUGGUACAGAAAUUUAAAAUCGACUACGAGACCCUGUGCAGGUGGCUUCUGACAGUGAGGAAGAAUUACCGAAUGGUUCUCUACCACAACUGGAGACAUGCCUUCAAUGUGUGCCAGCUAAUGUUUGCCAUGCUCACCACUGCUGGGUUUCAAGAGAUUCUGACCGAGGUGGAAAUUUUGGCGGUGAUUGUGGGAUGCCUGUGUCAUGACCUCGACCACAGGGGAACCAACAACGCCUUCCAAGCUAAGAGUGACUCUGCGCUGGCCCAGCUCUACGGGACAUCGGCCACCUUAGAGCAUCACCAUUUUAACCACGCUGUGAUGAUCCUUCAGAGUGAGGGUCACAACAUCUUCGCUAAUUUGUCCUCCAAGGAAUACAGUGACCUCAUGCAGCUUCUGAAGCAGUCGAUACUAGCCACCGACCUCACGCUGUACUUUGAGAGAAGAACUGAGUUCUUUGAGCUUGUCAGCAAAGGAGACUACGAUUGGAACAUCAAAAGCCACCGUGAUGUGUUUCGAUCAAUGUUAAUGACAGCCUGUGACCUUGGAGCCGUGACCAAACCGUGGGAGAUCUCCAGACAGGUGGCUGAACUUGUAACCAGCGAGUUCUUUGAACAAGGAGAUCGGGAGAGGUCGGAACUCAAGCUCACUCCCUCGGCUAUUUUUGACCGGAACCGGAAAGACGAACUGCCUCGCUUGCAGCUGGAGUGGAUUGACAGCAUCUGCAUGCCUUUGUAUCAGGCCUUGGUGAAGGUCAACGCCAAACUGAAGCCAAUGCUGGAUUCAGUGGCUGCCAACCGAAGGAAGUGGGAAGAGUUACAUCAGAAAAGACUGCAGGUCUCCGCUGCCUCCCCAGUCCCUGCGAGUCUCACCGUGGCGACGGGCGAGGAUAGGAUGUAAAGCACCCAGAGCCUCUGUGCGACACUGCGGCCUGGAGGGUCCUCUGCAGCCUGAAGGAUCCGCUGCAGCAGCCGCAUCUUUCCGCUCAGGCAGUCCAAAAGUGCAGACUGUAUAGACCGGACCCGGAAGCGCACCCGGAAGUGUGCUUGGUGGCAGAGGACUGGAAGGAUGAAAGACAGAGGCCGGCAGAGAGCUUGACCCUCCACUUCCCAUGAUGAACCCACACUGCUGGAUUUGGAUCCAUGAGCCUGAGGGCUAUCAGCCCCACUCGUUCAGAGUUGAGGGGGACACCGUGGUAAAAGUGUCGCUAACACUGCUUCACGUAUGGCAUUUUCCUGUCAUGAGCACGUCCCUUCUUGGCAGGUCUUUGUUCCAGACAGUCCCAAGAAUCCAGAUUUGCAUCUUAGGUGUUUUAUUUCUGAUGUGACUGUUUCUUAGUGAUGCACCAGACCGUUGGUCUUGUUUGCCUGUUGGAUGAGUCUCCCUCCCCCUUAUGAGUACCAACUAACCCCAAUCUUUUCAAAGGGUCCUCAGUAGGAACGCAGUGAGCUUGCUAAUUGGAGGGUUACAGAAUCUAUAACCCUGGCAGUGAGAUCACAGUUUUUUUUUUUUCAGUGUUUGAAUUCAGCCUUCAUUGUAGACCAGGCCUUUUCCUAAGAAGAAUAGAUUAAUAAAUUUAUUCAAGCAAAGGGGAAGAGUAAUUUACAGUCACGUGUACCACAGGUGACCUGUGAACACUAGAACUACUUCCAAGAGAGAGAGAGAGAGAGAGAGAGAGAUUUUACAAGCGCAGAGGACCCCUGAGACUGAGGACGGACUAGCCUGAGGUGAAAAAGUUUGGGGAUAAAAUUUAAGGUACCUCAAUUUUAUAUUUUUCCUUAAGUGAAAAAAAGAAUAUUCUAGAAAGGCCAGGUAAUAACAUCUACACAACCUAUAUCCUCUAGGUAGUCAGGCCUCUAACGGGUGAAAAAAACUGCUUUAAAUGGAUGUGGUGUCUACUAAGCUGCUUUGAUGCCCAUGUCACCCAAGACACUUGUGGAGAGGGUCCAUCUUCACCGAAAAGCACUGGCCUUGCUGUCCUUAAUUUUGCAUCCUCAACUGGGUGGCUUUGGACAGGUUUCUCUGCUGCCCAAACUGAAAUUACCCUAGUAGCUUACUUGCAGAAGUCUUAACCUUAAAAUCGUUUGUGCAACAAACUUUCAAGGACUCCCCAGGACAGAAGAUAGCAGGUCUUGGGGGUCCAGCGCCUAUAGGUCCAGGAGGUCCAGAGCCCACAGGUCCAGGGGGUUCAGAGCUCACAGGGCUUGAGGGUCUAGAGUCCACACAAAUCAUCGUCUCUUUGUUCACGUAAUGGUGCUCCAGAGAGAGACUCUGAGCACUCUGAAAAUCCCCGCAGAUGUGAAACCUGAGAGCCAGCCCAGCUCUAAACAAUCAAACAUUUACAAAACAUUUUUCCUUACUUUUACUGACCAGUAUCAGUUAUUAUCAAAAAAUAGUGGUCAGAUGUUUGAAGCUGGGGAUGGGGUGUCCUAAAAAUGAAGGUACCAAACAGGGAGUGGGAUGAUCUGGAAAUCACCAUGAGGAAGGCAGCUUUGUUAUGGCAAGAAACACAAUAAAAUAAACGGGGCAAAGUGUGGGGCUAGAAGAUAGGGACUAAGGUAGAGAGAUGGCUAAGAUAAUGGCUAAGGGGUGAAAGUCAAUCCAAACAAAGAAAAAAGGCAAUUACAGUUCCCCCACUCUCCCAAAUGAGGGUACAGAAUCAUGGCAUCAAUUGAGCAGGAAAGAGAGACAAUUACACAGGGAGAAUCUUGACAAAGGAGAAAAGGAAGGGCUGGGCGCACUAAGAAACAAUGUUGCUAGCUGCCCUUCACAUCUGUGUCUGCAGGGAAGGCUGGGGGAGGGGGGGGACACACGAGCGCAGAAAAAAAAAAUGCUUCUGCAGAGCAGGUAAGAGGAGGCUGUGCAGAUUUAUGGAUUUUAUUAAGCCAGUUUUCUGAAUCACUCUGCUAUAAAGGCAAAUAGCUUCUGCAGCGCUGUCUCCCUCCUUCAGGUGAGGAACAAAGGAUGGGUGGAGUUAGGAAGAGACCCUAGUCUGCAGGAUCGUGUGCAGGUGCUUCUGGGUACCGCACCACAUCAUCCCAUACGUUUCUGUCUUAGACAGGAAUGAAGAAGCAGUCCACAUGAGGCUGCGGUGAGCCCACAUCUGUUACCCGUCCUAACAAUAAAUAACCAGGAAAACGGACGCCAGUCCACCCAAAGCAGACAGUUUCAAGCAUGUGCUUUCUGAUACAACUGGACCCAGUGUCUUCCAGAGGCUGCUGGCAGCAGCGAGACAGCAGCCUCCCUCCUCCCUGAAUGUUGAUGCUACAUAUUGCUGAGGGGGACAUAAUUUAUAGCACAAACCCUACGGCUUCCUCUAAGGUUGAGUUUUCCUCUCAUCUUGCCUUUUUAUUGGCUUCACUGCACGGUUGCCAAUAGCAACAUCCAUCGGUAGCAAAGGGAGUUCAACAGCAUUGCAAUCUGCCAGACAGUGGAGCCCUGACAAUGUCAACCAUCAAUCAAAUGGUUGCUUGUAAUUGCCUCCAUCUAUUUCUCCUGUCUCAAGGUAUCUGUCCUAUUGUGGGUCAAGAUUCAGAAACUGCUGACUAAUGUCUGGGGUCUGCUCCUCCAUGACUGUGGAGAACUGGGAGAGAUGGUGGUAGCCAAACCCUAGAGGUCAAAGGUUGGGAUUUUUAAAGCCCUUGUAAAACGAUUUCUUUCCCAUGACCGUGAGUUAUGUGGGAUCCUAGACUCUGUUUCCAACGCACAGAAUGAGGAAACGUAUCAAUCCUUAUUCUUCACUGUUGUUUCCUGUUGGAAAAAGGCAUUUGAAAUGUGAGCCCUCUUCAAAGGAAAAAAAAACUCAGACAAGAUUGUCUGCUUCCUCAGGUCUCUUGGCACGAACAGCUGAGGUGACUCCAUCCUCCUUUUGUAUGAGAUGUAUUUUUUCAGAAACUCUAUUUAUCCAUGUUAGUGAGCGUGUAGCUACUGCGUGCACAGCCCACAGCACAGCUGGUGAUAGCGGUGGGGUGAGUGCAUCUUGGCAAACCACCAAGGGGACCCACCAGUCCACAGCGGACCGGGUUCCCUCCUCGCUGGCUGCCAAUGGGCCUACUAUCUGGGGACCCUGCGGCACUUCAGGUUUCUGUCUGUUAAAUAAAAGCACCAGAUUUUAUUCAGUUUCUGCAUCCAGGGACCAAGCUAUGCUGUGCUUUGCUUUGGAAACUUCAUCCAAGUCAUUCUCUUCUUUCUGCUUCUCAAAUAAAAUAGAAGCAAACCCGAGAGAGUCAUCGUCUCACCGAAGACAGGGUAAACAUUUACACAGAGAGGGAGUGGACCCCAAAACAACCUUCCUACAAA
Microtus oregoni (creeping vole) is the source of this 6204-nucleotide messenger RNA. RefSeq names its product dual 3',5'-cyclic-AMP and -GMP phosphodiesterase 11A. The coding region runs from base 1 to 2805 and encodes 934 amino acids. The record is from RefSeq and is a predicted model, not a curated record. Gene Ontology annotation, molecular function: protein binding; 3',5'-cyclic-nucleotide phosphodiesterase activity. Lineage: Eukaryota; Metazoa; Chordata; Mammalia; Rodentia; Cricetidae. Gene Ontology annotation, biological process: signal transduction. The transcript is spliced from 20 exons.